This is a messenger RNA of Malurus melanocephalus (red-backed fairy wren), 1431 nucleotides long. RefSeq names its product protein LZIC-like. The transcript has a single exon. Gene Ontology annotation, molecular function: beta-catenin binding. The record is from RefSeq and is a predicted model, not a curated record. Gene Ontology annotation, cellular component: nucleus; beta-catenin destruction complex; cytosol. Bases 881 to 1399 code for a protein of 172 amino acids. Lineage: Eukaryota; Metazoa; Chordata; Aves; Passeriformes; Maluridae. Gene Ontology annotation, biological process: negative regulation of Wnt signaling pathway.
CCAGGGAAAUACUGACUAAUGCAGGAUUUGAGGGCAGUUAACGACCAAAUGAAACCUGAAAGCCUUACAACUGGGACUGCCAGAUCUGCGUGCUGCUAUGCAGCUGACCAUCACUUCUUCACUAUUGAGCUACAUCCACAAGACACAAUUAGGUUCGCAUCUACAUUGCCUGCACUGAAUAAAGAAAGAUCAUUACAUGGAGGAUGUUCUGUUUGCCCAAGAGCAGCYGCAUUCCAGCUCAAGUACAGGCUAUCUGUGAGGCGUUAAAGAUACAAAGGCUAAUAAUUGCUCCAGAGAAAACCCAGUUGUCAGCACCGUAGAAAUACCUGGGCUAGACAUUAAGAGACAGUAUUGUUACACCACAGAUACAUGACGAUCUUUAAGGAGCACAUCGACCGGCCUGCUGACGUUGUGCAGGCAUGAGAAAUGAAGAAGCAGUUGUACCUAAAAAGCUGAAAUAAACGCCUUACUUGAGACCCAGAAAUUACUCACAGAUUUGCAAUGGUUGCGACCCAUGGUGGGAAUUCCCAGUGAACUCCUAGAUAAGCUACGGCCUCUUCUUAAAGGUAUACACCCUACAUCACCCGUGACUGUUACUGAGAAUCAAAGGGCAGCUUUAAACCAAAUUAUGGACUGUGUCACUACUGCAAGCAUACACAGACGAGAUCCAGAACUGCCAAUAAAUCUCACAAUAUGAGGAUGCAGUGAUUGCAAGGAGAGCACUGAGUGUGCUAGAAAACCUAGUGAUGGACAGAGACUUAAUGGUUGAGAAGUUGCCACGAGACCUGUACACCCAACAGAAACUGGAAAUUCUGACAGCCCUCAGAAAGCUUAGUGAGAAGGCGAGUCAUGUAAAAACAUUUUCAUGUGAGAACAGAAAAUGGCUUCAAGAAGAAAAACAAAAACCAGUAAACUAAAACAAAAUUUGGAGGAGCAGUUAGACAGAUUAAUGCAACAGCUUCAAGAUCUGAAAGAAUGCAGAGAGGAGCUGGAUGCAGAUGAGUACGAAGUGACCAAAAAGAAAACUCUAGAGCAGCUGAGUGAGUUCAAUGACUCCCUGAAGAAGAUUAUGUCUGAAGAUAUGACUUUGGUGGACGAGCUCAGUGGGAUGCAACUGGCAAUACAAGCAGCCAUCAGCCAAGCAUUUAAAACUCCAGAAGUGAUCAGGAUGUUUGCAAAGAAGCAGCCUAGGCAAUUGAGGACAAGACUGGCAGAGGUGAAGGCUUCUGUUUUGCUGCAAAACCUGCUUAUUUGRGCCAGACUAAUUCAGUGURGAGAAAAAUAUUUSCUAGGAGCGCUAACACAAYGACAACAAAAGAAAACAGGGGAGAUAAGGGGACUGGAAUGGUUGUUCCCCCCAUUACAGCCAAAACACUCUUCCAAAAAAUCGAAAUGUUAGCUGAACUGAUAAAGAAAAGCAGGGAAAGAGCA